UUUUUUAUUUCAAAUACAAACAUAAUCAUUUUGGCUAUCAACAUGUCAAGAAGUAAUUUUACUACUUUGCUUAUUUUUUUCCUAUCAUAUCAUUUGGUUUGGACAAAAUCAUCAUCAUCAUCAUCAUGUAAGAAUGGUAAUGUUUGCAUCAAUGGUGAUUGUAUUGAUAAUGAUGAAACAACAAACGACAGCCAUUGUAAAUGUAGGCCAUGUUGGCGUGGAUCACAUUGCGAUCAAUUUGAUGAUCAACAUGAGCCAUAUUUUUCAGAAAAAAUAAUCAAUCUUUAUCUGAAAAGUGAAACGAUCCAUCAUUAUAAACCAAUAUAUAGGGCACAUGCACAUGAUAAUGAUAUCCAUAAUUCGGAUUGUAUCGGUUUAAAUAUUGAAAAUUGUACAUGUGCACAGAUUCGUUAUGAAAUUGUUGAACAAGAUGAACGAAAAAUAUUUCAUAUUAAUUCAACAACGGGAGAAAUUUUCAUCAAUAAACCAAAACUAAUUGAUAAUCAACAAGAACAACAUUACAAAUUGAUGAUCAUAGCAAUAAAUCCAAAUUGGAAUGAUAAAACUAUUGGGAAUUAUAUGGAUAAAAAUUUUUAUUCUACACGAACAUUGACAAUAUUUGUUAAUAUUCAAAAUCAAUUGGACCGUAUCAAACGUGCAGCUGAAUCAGCCGAUGAUUCAUCAGGAACAUCGAAUGAUGAUGAAGAUGAAUUAAAUGGUCUUAAAUUUGGUCUACGUACAUUGGCUGGUGAAACAAAUUCAUUACAAGUGGGCAGUUCAAUACAUUAUAUGUUAUUGAUUGGAUUACCGAAAGGUUCAAGCGAUCUUGUAUUGGAAAUAAAAACAUCAGAUCAGAGUAGUAGUCGUACAUCAUUAUCAUUAUAUAAUUUUUCAAUGCCAUUUGAAACAACCGACAUACAAUUCAAUAUACCUGAAGCGAAAUUUUUCCUAUCAAAUAAAACGGCCAAUGUCUAUGAUCGAUUGACAUUGGAUUUUGGUACAAUCAAAAACAAUGGCCCAGAACGGAAUGAAAUGAUCGUUUGUUUUUCGACUAUAUUAUUUCGCAAACCUCGUAGAGCUAAGAAAAAACAUUCAAUCAUUGUUGGUGUUGAACAUUCUAAAGGAAAUAUGAUAUAUGUAGCCGAAUCGGAAAUUACAACUGUUUCAGUUUCGUCUAAAGAUGAUCAGAUUUUUUGUGACGUUGAUAUGGUUGAAGAGCCUGUAAAAAUUCCUUUGGAUAGUGCAGCCAUUUUUCGAUUCAAUGCAAAUUUUCAAUUUCGUUCAGAUCCUGUUCGUAUUGAAUUGAAUAAAACAUCUUAUGAAUAUGAACCGGACAAUCGGAUAUCAUUGGGACUGAUAACUGUUGCCAAGUUUGGACCGAAUUAUGUAGCCAUGCCUAGCUCACCUCAUCAUUAUAAAGGCUAUCGAAAUUUAAGUGCUUCAUCGCAAUCAUAUACAUUUAGUACAUUGAAUAUGAAUUCAAUCACCAACAAUGGCGAAAAAUCUCGAUUAUUUUUAAGAAAUCCAAACAAUAUUAUCAGUUUCAGUUUUCCAGUCUAUGCAUUGAAUUUUGAAGAAAAUAUUGGAAGAAAUAUGUCAUUUCAAUUGGAUGUUUUUGUCGGUAAACGUAGCUAUUAUACACGAUUGAUUAACAUAACUAUUAUCGGUCGAAACAGUAACGAAAGAUUACAAUCAUUUAUAAUUGGAUCUGAAGCCAAUUUCACGCAAACCGAUUUGAGUAAAGGCAGUUUAACACAGCUAAAAAUUCGAUCCAAGUUCAGAGAUUUCAAAGAUGAAAAUGUUUUUACCGAUUAUGCGAUCACUAUUGAUGGAAUGGCAACACCACAACUACCAUUCAUACCAUGUUCAGCUCAAUUAAUUAAUGAAGAAAUGGGUAUUAAUAUACCGUAUAUUAAUCCGGCUCGUUUGAAACCAGAAAAAAUCGAAAAAAAUAAAUUUGUUUUCCGUUUUGGUAGAAUUAAUUUUAUCCGUUUAGUGAAUCCAUUUUUAUUAGAGGAUAAUGAUAUGGUUGCUGAAAUUACUUUUCGAUUGCCGUUUGAUAGUUCAGUCAAAUCUGGUGAAUAUUCAAUAAAACCAGAACAGAUUCAAGUAACUAGUGGAUAUGAAACAAAACCUGUAAUAAUUUCAAAUAGUCAGCUAAAAAUCUCGUCAUCCGAGGAUGUUGCAAAUAAUGAAACUUCAUCAUCAUCAUCAUCUUCAUCUUCAUCAUCAUCGACAUCAUCAUCAUCGAUAAUCGAAUUGUCAACAAAUAGUUCAGUAAAAUGGUCAGAUUUGAUUGUAGGAGGAGGAGCCGCAGUCGAUAUUGAAUUAGAAUUCGAACCAAAUGCUGCAUUUGAAGAUUUUCGUAUAGCAAUCAAUUCAGAUAUGGCAACAGCUGUUGAUAGUUUACCUGAUUUGAAAAUCUGUCGGUUUGCGGUUAUACGAGUGGCUGAAACAAUGCCUUGCACUUGUGUAGAACGAGAUACAAUCAAUGAAAAACAAAUUGUUUAUGGCUAUAGCAAUGAAAAAUUGACAAAAGAAAAAAAUAAAACAAAUAUUCGGCCAUAUGAUCGAGCAGCAAUCGAUUUCGGAUCAAUUUCAGUUGUAAGCGGUUCGAAAAUAAAGCAAAAAAUUUUGACAAAUUUCGUCAUUAUGAUUUCCGAUUCUGGAACAAAUAAUGGCAAUAGUGAACAACAACAGCUUCAGUCACCAAAGCAAUAUCCAAUUCGAGUUGACAUAAUUUCAAAUUCGGCCUCAGACAAUCAAGAUAACAUUAUCAAAUCAGAGCAAAUAAAUUUGAACAUUUCAGAAUUAUUACCCGAACCGAUUGCAGCCGAUAUGUCAGUCGAUUUGGAAGCCGAAUUAUUCAACGAAACCGAUUCAUUUAUUUUACCCGGCUUUACGACAAACAUUCUCAUUCGUACAUUGACACGACCAAAUACAAUGGGACCAUUACGAAUUGAAAUUGACGGUGAUGAAAAUGAUCCAAAUUCUGCCAUCUCAGUAUGUGGCCUAUGGAUUCAUAGAAUCGGAUAUAAUCUACCCUGUGUUGAACCAAAUCAAAAAGCUGAAUAUGCAUACGAAACAUUUGGGCUUAAUAAACGGGCUAUACUUCAAUUGGAUAUGAUAACUAAUUUUGGUAAUCAUCAUAGAAAAUCUGAACGCGAUGAACAUAAUGAUAAUAGUAUCGAAUUUAUGGCUAUGAUUAGAAUGUUAGAUCAAGCAGAGAAUAGUAAUCAAACUAUACGUAUUAAAGUCGUUUAUGGCCAUAAAGAUAUUACCGUUACUAAACAUUUAAUUGUACCGGUGGGACAGAAACCGAAUGCAAAUGAUGAUCAUUCAUUAGAAAUCAGUCGACGAAAAUCGUCCGAACCUCGUAAAGUGACCCUCAAACCUUAUGGUAACAAUAAAUUGGUACAUCAUGCACGACCAAAGCUUUUCUUUUUCGAUAUUGAACUUGAACGUAAUCAUCAAAGUAAAUUGACAAUUGCUAUGGAUCGAUCGAAUUCCUAUAAAAUGUGUAAUGCUGCAUUUAUUAAAGUAGGCCGAAAUUAUCCCUGCUAUUCACCAUUAUCGUUGAAUGUUCAACCCAAUCAAUUUGAAUUGGGAAUGAUUUGCCAUACAGAUUUAAAGUAUCAACAACAACAAAACCAUAAUAAUUCAGUUGGAAAUGAUGAUGAAAAUAAUGAUAAUUUGCUGAGGUUAGCGUUUGCAAUUCGUCCAACAGAAUCGUUUCCCGAUUCAUUACCAUUUAUUGUGUCUGGAACUGUUCUUUAUGGUUAUCAACAACGUCCAAUGGAAACGAAAAACGAAUUAACUCUUACAGUUGUUUCUAAUAAAGCAAAAAGUAAUUCUAUUUCUAAAAUUUCCGAUCAUUUUCCAAUAAAUGAAGGUGCUAGAGUGGUACCAGCUAAAUGGAAUAAUCGUCCUGAAGGUAUUGGUUUCAAAAUUCGACAACGAAAAUGGAUAACUUUUAGAAUUCGUAUUCCAUUGUAUUCUACUGGAAAAUUAUCAGCAACUAUUCGUGGUCAAACAGAUGAAAAUCGUGCCUAUAUUGUACUUUAUGAUUUGCGAUUAAUUAGUGGUGGUGCUAAUAUUCCUUGUCCAUUGGAUAAUGCACCAAAAAUUCACUUAAAUUCUACCGUUAAUAGUAAUCAAACAAAUUUGAUCAAUGCUGAUCUUGGUUGGUUUGCCAAUUUUGGUUACACUCAUUAUAUUGAUUUAAACAAUAAUAAUAACAACAAUAAUAAUAAUAAUAGUAAUAGUGAAAAAGAUGUUGAUCAAAAUCAAAAUACUGACAGCAACAACAACAACAAUAAUAAUGACAUCAUAAACAUGACAAAUAGCGUUGCUAACGAUAAUGAUCAAGAACAUGAUAAUGCUGAUGAUGAUGAUGCCGAUGUUUUAACGAUCGAAGUAUUGGCUGAAUUAACUGAUCAUCCUUCAUUAACGGAGAAUGAUGUCUAUCGAUUGGAAUUUGAAGCUCAUUAUAGUAAUUUAACUGAUACGAUCACCACUCGUACUGAGGCCAAAAUUCGAUUACUAUCAGAAGGCGACGGACCUAAUCCAAAAUUAGAUGUCAAUAUUCGUUAUAAAAAACGAAUGCCUGUUUUAGAUCGAAAUGAAACAUUUACAGUGAUGGCAACCAUUCGACAUUUACCAGAUUCAAAUGCCGAACCAUCGAAUCCAGUGUUGCGCAUAUUCACACCGGAUUUUGUUGAAAUAAGCAAUAUCAAUUGGGCCAAUACAAAACGAUUGCCAAAAUUAAAACGAUUAGCCGAUGGAUCUACAGAUAUUUUGUUUCCAUGGAUUCUAUUUAAUGAACAAUUCACUGUCAAUCUUACCAUACAAAUUGAUCCACGUAAUAUACGUGGUUAUGGCCGUGAAGAGGUUUCAAUAAUAACACCAUAUCGUAUGUUAUGUCAACAUUUUCGUUUAUCAAGUGAUACAAAAUUUCCUUGCAGCGAAAUGAAGCAUAUGAAUUAUCGAACACAUAGUACUGAAUGUAAUAAACCAUUAGGAAUGUCAGAUGGCCAUAUACAUGAUGAUCAAAUAACAGCAUCAUCGGCUAUUUCACAACGUUUUGCUCCAAAAUUUUCACGACCAAAUUUAUCAUCAUCAUUUUGGUCACCAGCAUGGCGUAAUUGGCGUCAUGGACAUCAUAAUCAAGCUAAUGAACAACAUUAUAUUCAAAUAGAUUUUCAACAAAAAACACGUCUUGUACGGAUAGAAUUUAAAUCGAUCAAAAAUCAACGUAAUAUUCAUAUGUAUCAUUUGGAAUAUAGUUUUGAUGGUAAAGUUUGGUAUCUGGGAUCAAAUUCAACCAAAAUUAUUUAUAACAAUGUUGGUAAUGAUGAAAAUAUUAAAGCAAUUGGUGAAUCAUGGUUAGAAAAGCCGAUCGAAGCUCGUUUGAUUCGUUUAAUUAUAGAUAGUGUUUCAACUAUAACAACAAAACCAACAAAAACAGCUACAAUGAAAAUGAAACAGAAAAUCGAUUUCAAGGACAAUGUUCAUAAUCAAUAUCUGGCUGUCAAAUUUGAACUAUAUGGUUGUUAUCUAAAAGAAUUGGAAUCAUCAACAAGACCAGCAUCGAAUGAAUCACUCAAAUUUCAAACUCAUUAUACGGAUGAUACUUCAAAAAAGAAUCGUCUUAUUUCGAUUGAUCCAUAUACGAAUGUUAUUUAUUUUUGUGAUGCUACUUCAAAUAUCAACAAUUUUAUGUGCUAUUUUUCGGAUUCUGGUGGUAAUUCCUGGCAUAUUGUCGGUAGAUCAAUCGAUUCAUUUGAAGGAUUUGAAUUGGCAUCAGGAAAAUUUUUUGCAAUCGAUUAUGAACGUCCUGCAUAUUUUUGGUCAUCUGAUGGUGUAACAUGGAUACCGAUUGAUUAUCAAAAUUUUAAUAAAACAGUUGAACAUCCAAAAUUUCAACGAAAAAUGACUAUACCACGUUUUGCUUUUGAUGAUCUGAACAAAAUGAAUGUUCGUAUUGGCCAUUGGAGAGCCAAUUAUCAAGGACUAAAUUAUGAAGAUAAUCAAUAUCCAAAAGCAUUAUGGAAUAAAUGUUGUGGUCUUGAAUAAUAAAGAAAAUCAUCAACAAUCAUCACCCAUUCUCUCAAAAACACCUCUCUCAUCUUUGCAAUUUUUUCAUUUGAACCAAAACAAAUUUCAACCAGAAACAUUAACAAACAUUAGAAUAGCUUAAAAACCAUUAUUUUCAACAACAGAAACAAAAAAAAAUUUAUUUUACUAUC
Molecule: messenger RNA, 6248 nt
Organism: Dermatophagoides pteronyssinus (European house dust mite)
Lineage: Eukaryota; Metazoa; Arthropoda; Arachnida; Sarcoptiformes; Pyroglyphidae
Biological process (GO): homophilic cell-cell adhesion
Cellular component (GO): membrane
Molecular function (GO): calcium ion binding
Source: RefSeq, a predicted model, not a curated record